Messenger RNA from Procambarus clarkii (red swamp crayfish), 1415 nucleotides. The record is from RefSeq and is a predicted model, not a curated record. Lineage: Eukaryota; Metazoa; Arthropoda; Malacostraca; Decapoda; Cambaridae.
AGUCCUGCGUCGGACCAAGAGCCAGUGGUCAGCAGACCAUCAGACCAAGAGCCAGCGGUCAGAAGACCAUCAGACCAAGAGCCAGCGGUCAGCAGACCAUCAGACCAAGAGCCAGCGGUCAGCAGACCAUCAGACCAAGAGCCAGCGGUCAGCAGACCAUCAGACCAAGAGCCAGCGGUCAGCAGACCAUCAGACCAAGAGCCAGCGAUCAGCAGACCAUCAGACCAAGAGCCAGCGGUCAGAAGACCUCCAGACCAAGAGCCAGCGGUCACAAGACCAUCAGACCAAGAGCCAGCGGUCAGCAGACCAUUAGACCAAGAGCCAGCGGUGAGCAGACCAUCAGACCAAGAGCCAGCGGUCAGCAGACCAUCAGACCAAGAGCCAGCGGUCAGAAGACCAUCAGACCAAGAGCCAGCGGUCAGCAGACCAUCAGACCAAGAGCCAGCGGUCAGCAGACCAUCAGACCAAGAGCCAGCGGUCAGCAGACCAUCAGACCAAGAGCCAGCGGUCAGAAGACCAUCAGACCAAGAGCCAGCGGUGAGCAGACCAUCAGACCAAGAACCAGCGGUCAGAAGACCAUCAGACCAAGAGCCAGCGGUCAGCAGACCUCCAGACCAAGAGCCAGCGGUCAGCAGACCAUCAGACCAAGAGCCAGCGGUCAGCAGACCAUCAGACCAAGAGCCAGCGGUCAGCAGACGACACCGACGCGUCAACAGAAGAAGCACAACAAACCAAAAGUAGUAGCAAAACAAACAAAACAAACUCAAGAGCCGCAGAAACAAACUCAAGAGCCGCAAAAACAAACUCAAGAGCCGCAGAAACAAACUCAAGAGCCGCAGAAACAAACUCAAGAGCCGCAGAAACAAACUCAAGAGCCACAGAAGCCCAUAAUCAGCAACGAUAGCCAAACAACAAAUGAGUCACUCAGCAGAAGCAGUAGCUCUCAGAAUUCCAGUGGCUCUCAGUAUUCCAGUGGCUCUUGGUAUUCCAGUGGUUCUCGGUAUCCAGUGGCUCUUGGUAUUCCAGUGGUUCUCGGUAUUCCAGUGGCUCUUGGUACUCCAGUGUCUCUUAGUAAUUCCAGUAGCUCUCAGUAUUCCAGUGACUCAUGGUAUCCAAAGACUCUUGGUAUUCCAGUGGCUUUUGGUAUUCCAGUGGCUCUAGGUAUUCCAGAGACUCUUGGUAUUCCAGAGGCUCUUAGUAUUCCAGAGGCUCUUGGUAUUCCAGAAACUCUUGGAAUUCCAGAGGGUCAUGUAUUCCAAAGGCUCUUGGUAUUCCAGAGGCUCUUGGUAUUCCAGAAACUCUUGGAAUUCCAAAGGGUCAUGGUAUUCCAAAGGCUCUUGGUAUUCCAGAGACUCUUGGUAUUCCAGAGACUCUUGGUAUUCCAGAAGCUCUGUUAUUCAAGUAGUUCUUUGUAA